AUGACACACCCUGUUUCGGUAAAAGCAUGUCUAUUUGAUAUGGACGGUCUUCUAAUUAACACAGAAGACAUUUACACUGAAACGUUGAAUGAAACUUUGACAGAAUUUGGCAAAGGUCCUUUGACAUGGGACGUCAAGAUUCAACUCCAAGGUCUCCCAGGACCGGAAGCGGGAAAGAAGGUUAUUCAAUACUACGAAUUACCGAUGACUCUGGAUGAGUACGACCGAAGGAAUGUUGCUUUGCAAUCUCUUAAGUGGGGCACCUGUGAAUUUCUGCCUGGUGCAUUGGAUUUGUUGAAGUACUUGAAAACAAAGGGUAUACCCAUCGCUUUGUGCACUUCUUCGAAUAGAUCAAAAUUUUAUGGGAAGACAGGUCAUUUAGGGGAAGGUUUUGAUCUCUUCGAUGCCAUUGUGACCGGUGAUGAUCCAAAAAUUCCGAAAGGAAGAGGUAAACCUUUCCCAGACGUUUGGCAAUUGGGUUUGAAGGAAUUGAAUGAAAAGUUCCUUACUGAUAUCACACCUGAUGAGUGUAUAGUCUUCGAAGAUGGUAUUCCUGGCGUUAAAUCAGCCAAGGCAUUUGGUGCUCACGUUAUUUGGGUUCCCCAUCCAGAGGCACAUGCUGUUCUGGGUGACACUGAGGCCUUGCUGGCCGGUAAAGGGGAACUGCUGUGCUCUCUGGAAAAAUUAGAAAAGGCGAAAUAUGGCCUGUGA
Saccharomyces kudriavzevii IFO 1802 is the source of this 711-nucleotide messenger RNA. Its product is annotated as haloacid dehalogenase superfamily protein. Bases 1 to 711 code for a protein of 236 amino acids. The transcript has a single exon. Gene Ontology annotation, molecular function: phosphatase activity. The record is from RefSeq and is a predicted model, not a curated record. Lineage: Eukaryota; Fungi; Ascomycota; Saccharomycetes; Saccharomycetales; Saccharomycetaceae.